GGUCCGGUUCAGACCAUGCCUGUGCGGAUUGGUUCGGUCUGGUUUGGUUUAGAUAGACCACACUUAACGAAAAAUGAAUAAUUUGUUUAGUCAACCACAGAAAAAAUUGAACAAAUAACCAGGAAAAAUAAUUGUUAUUUGCCUUAAAUCAUUAAUCCUAACAUGCAUGAAUAAUUUUGAUACUCUAAAUAUUAGUACAUAACAAAGAUACAAAGUAAAAACAUCCCAACUUGCACCAUAAUGUCAUAAACAUUAACAUAAUGUCAUAUGGAGACACGAUUAUCUCUACUCACUGGUUAAAUGUGGUUGUGAAUGAAGGAGGGACGAUUCACAAAACUAAGGUUGAGACUUGGGUGUCAUUGUGGGAGUUGGGAGAGUGGUCGAAUGGGCUGUUAACACGUAUUGACAAGUCAGUUGGGUCCACGGUUUGGUCUGGUAAACCGCGGUCUAGACUAGACCAGACCAAGAGAUCAAAACAUAAAAUAAUACAGACCAGACCAUACUUAACGAUCUACAGUCCGGAAAAACUGUGCGGUACAGUUUGGACCACGAUUUUUCUAACGGUCUGGUCUAUUUUCCCAGCCCUACUUGCAUGCAUUUCAUCACAAUAUUUUCUUCGGCUGAAAAGGGUAACUUAAUUUUAGGAGGAAAAGAGCCCAUAAAUAGAGCAUUCCAAUGAAAAAACUAAAAUAAUCUAUAUUUCUCGUCACUUUUAGACUUCAGUUAUAUACGUAUCAAUAUUUGAAGACUCUAACUAAACGAAGAGAUUAGGCACAAAAGAACUCCACAACCAGCUGAUAACUGUGCAACCAAGUAUGGUUAGGCACAAAACAGUUCCAAUUGAUGGAAAAAUAGUUAAUUAAACAGUCAUAGCUAGAGCAGGGGCAUUAUAUCACAGUAGGACUCACCUGGCAGGACACCAUAUUCAUUGCCCUCUCGAACGCUCACUUCUAACCAUUUUCUAGUACGUGCGCGCUUCCUUUGUAUAAACAAGAGCAGUAAUUCAUGUGCACCCACACUUUAGAUGAAAGAGUUUGUCUUGUUAUAAGGUGUAUAGCUAUGUUAAAACUCUAAGUAGUAAAGUGACACGAAAUUAGCACGAAGGAGAAAAAGAGAAGAAAUUUUGUAAAAAAUAGCUCCAACUGGAAUGAAAAGAAUUCCUCGUUAUAGCAUCCCUGAUAGACUAACGAAAUUGGUUCAAUUCUUACAUUUUCUAAGUUCAAUUGCAUAUGUUUGAACCUAGAAUAUUCUAGGCGGUUGUCAUUGUCAAGGCACGAGCAAGACUUCUGAAACACACUCUUUGACCCCACAACAAAGAUCCGUUGGCGGAUUGCCAGAAUGAAGCCUUAUUAAGAUAUGGUCACGAUAGAAAUGAUGAAUCUCUACGGCGUUUCUCACGUUUUCAUCUUCGACCCUCUUCUUAUAUAUACCCACAUUACCCAAUAGCUAUCUAGAAUCUCCAAACCAAAAACUGAAAAGAGCAAACCAAUUGAUGGCUUCUUCAACCAUGCUCAUCUUUUGCCUUCUCUUCUCUCUAUCUCUCUCCUUAGCCACCACCGAGAACACCCUGAUCAACCAGCAAUGCCACCACUCCGAGACCCCGCUGGCCUGCCGCCGCUGCAUCGAAUCCGACCCGGAAUCCGAAUCAGUCAGCCGACCCGUCGACGUGGCGGCCAUCCUCCUCAAGUGUCUCGCAGCCCACUCGUCCAACCUCGCCGUCAACAUGACCGGGCUGGCCCGACUGGCCAACAACACGGAGGCCCAGCCCAUCUUCGAGGCCUGCAGCCGGCAGUUCGACGAUAUGGGCCAGAGGCUUUCAACUGCCGGAGCCUGUUUGAAGCGGGGAGAUUACGACGGGGCCAAUCACGGCGUUGCGAGAGCCGUCGGCAGUCAGGCCACGUGCCUCGGGCUGGCGCGUGGGCGUGUGGGUGAAAUGCCGACGCAGAUGUAUGAUAUGCGGAUGAACGACGCGCUCUCUGAGGCGUUCCUGCGAAUAGUCGACCGGCUCUAGCAUUUGGCUGAUUGGCUGGCUAUAUGGUUCAAUUAAUCAUCAUUCUUAAUUAGUAGCUUUUACCGUCAGCAACAUAGUUAAUUAAUGUGGCGUGUUUACUAGGGAGAUGGGCGACAAAAGACCGAGGGUUGUUCUUUUUGUCUGGUGAUUGAUUGUGCUUCGAGGACUUAACUUUUCAUGGAAUGGUAAAAACGAAGAUUGUCGUCUCUCUCUUUCGGUGAUUGGCUCUAAUGUUGAUUGUGUGGCACGGUAAUUCUGUGAGGAAUACUAAAGGGAUUUUUACUAAAUGUAAAGUGAGAGC
Linum trigynum is the source of this 2312-nucleotide messenger RNA. Lineage: Eukaryota; Viridiplantae; Streptophyta; Magnoliopsida; Malpighiales; Linaceae. The record is from the annotation of a GenBank genome assembly.